Messenger RNA from Fulvia fulva, 768 nucleotides. RefSeq names its product Glutathione S-transferase kappa 1. Bases 1 to 768 code for a protein of 255 amino acids. Gene Ontology annotation, cellular component: peroxisome; mitochondrion. Gene Ontology annotation, biological process: glutathione metabolic process. The transcript is spliced from 4 exons. The record is from RefSeq and is a predicted model, not a curated record. Lineage: Eukaryota; Fungi; Ascomycota; Dothideomycetes; Mycosphaerellales; Mycosphaerellaceae. Gene Ontology annotation, molecular function: glutathione peroxidase activity; glutathione transferase activity.
AUGCCGACCAGCUCCUUCUCCUCUCGCACCCAGAAUCUGCACCGAAACAUUCAACUACGCAACCUCAUCACAUCUCAAGCAACGAUGGGCGAAGGCGGGCACAUCCACGUCUACCUGGACUGCAACUCUCCAUGGUCCUACAUGGCCUAUACAAAACUGCGGCAAUCGCGCCCAGCCCUCCUGCAACAUGGCGUCACAAUCGAAAUGCACCCUAUCUUCCUUGGUGGAGUCAACGUUGGGAGUGGAAACAAGCCGCCGUGGACUUUACCUGCGAAAGCGAAGUUGGGGAAUUAUGAAUUGCCAAGAGGCAUGAAGUACUUCGGGACUGAGACGUUGAGUGCGCCGAGCUUCUUUCCGAUCAUGAGCCUUUUGCCGAUGAGGUGUAUGCUUUAUGCCAAGGAGAAUUAUCCGUAUGAGCAGUACGAGGAUGCCUUUGGGGACUUGUGGAGGUUCCUUUGGAUCGAACAUAAGGAUGUCAGUAAGCCAGAGGUGUUGGCAGAGUGUCUUGGGAAGCAUUUCAAGAAGGAGGAUGUGGAGAAGAUCGUCAAAAGUGGUACUGAUCCGAAGUAUAAAAAAAUGUUGGUUGAUGAGACUGCGAUGCUGGUUGAAAAGGGUGCUUAUGGAGCACCAUGGUUCCUCGUCAAGAAUAAACAGGGCGUUGAGGAGCCAUUCUUCGGAAGUGAUAGGUUCCAUUUCAUCUAUCAGUUCUUAGGGAUACCAUUCCAGGAUAUAAAGGUACUUCCGCCAAGCUCGGCGUCCAAGCUGUAG